Peronospora matthiolae is the source of this 1398-nucleotide messenger RNA. The record is from the annotation of a GenBank genome assembly. Lineage: Eukaryota; Oomycota; Peronosporomycetes; Peronosporales; Peronosporaceae.
AUGGCGGCUAAGUACGGCCUAAUGCUACAUCAGAUGGACGUCAAGACAGCGUUUCUUAACGGCUCCCUCAACGAAGACAUCUACAUGGACCAGCCGGACGGAUACCUGGAUGCAACACAGCCGGACUAUGUGUGCAAGCUAAAGAGAUCACUCUACGGCUUGAAGCAAUCGCCUCGCAUGUGGAACCAAACAAUCGAUGGGUUCAUGAUCAAGAUGGGAUUCAAGAAGUGCGAAUCGGACCACUGCAUCUACAUCAAGCGAGACGACCAAGACAUGAUUCUCGUGGUGCUCUACGUCGAUGAUCUCAUCCUGGCCAGCAGCAACAACGAACUCCUCAAGUCAACCAAGAUGGCGCUGAGCAAACGCUUCGAAAUGACGGAUCUCGGUGAGCUCGAUUACUUUCUCGGCAUGGAGAUCAAGAACGACCGUAAGACGGGAAUGGUGACUGUACAACAAACCAAGUUUCUCAAGUCCGUGUUAACCAAGUUCGGAAUGGAUAACAGCAAGCCAGUGAAGACGCCUCAAGAUCCCGGCCUGAAGCUAACCAAGAACAUGUGUGAACAAGAAUGCAAGCACGAAGACACCAUGUGCAACGUGCCAUAUCGAAGUGCUGUCGGAGGCAUCAUGUAUCUCAUGGUCGCCACACGUCCGGAUCUAGCUGCUGCAGUGGGAUCAUUAUCCCAGUUCUCGUCCGACCCAUGCCCGACUCACUGGCAAGCUUUGAAGCGUGUGCUGAGAUACCUGCAAGCAACGCCCAAUCAUGGUCUUGAGUUUACACGUGAAGAAGGAAGCCGUAUCUGCGGGUACACCGACGCAGACUGGGCCGGCGACAUUGAGUCAAGACGAAGUACAAGCGGCUAUGUGUUCAUGAUGAGCGGAGGAUGCAUCAGCUGGAAAAGCCAGAAACAACGGACGGUCGCGCUAUCUUCAACAGAAGCAGAAUACAUGGCGCUUUCCGAAGCAACCAAAGAAGCAGUAUGGCUCAAAGUGCUUUUGGGGGAACUUGGUGAGAUGACAAGUGACGAAGCGAUCAAGAUGUAUGAAGACAACCAAGGAUCAAUCGCUCUCGCCAAGAACCCGGAGUUCCAUAAGAGAACAAAACACAUCGACAUACGCUACCAUUUUGUGCGUGAGAAGGUGGAAUCAGGUGAAGUCGUUUUGGAGUAUUGCCCGACUCAAGAUAUGCUGGCAGACAUGAUGACCAAGCCGAUCGCCGCUGUACAAUUUGAAAACAUUCGCGAUCGACUUGGGAUCCAAGGUGCCGCAGCUAACGAGUCGAGAGGGAGUGUUGAAAAGACAGCGGCUGUGAAGAAGACACCUCGUCAAGCUGCGUCAAGUGCUAAAUCAAGUGGAAGACCAAGCUUCGCUAUACCGGUGGGUACCGGUAUGUACCAGUAA